UGUUGUAAACUCUAUUUUCUGAGAAAUCAGAUAUAUAAAUUGAGUUUAAAUACAUUUUCAUGUGUUCUGUUUGCUGUUUGAAUCAGGCAUGGCUAUGGCGAGAGCAUUGCAAGCUCCUGAUACAGAAAAUCCUCAUGGAACUCCAGGACAUAAGCAUUAUACUUGAGUGUUCUCCAGCAGCGUGCUGCCCAAGAUGACAAUGGAAUAGGUCUUCCAUGGGAGACUUAUAGUGGUAAGAAAAAGAUACGAAUUGUAUACUCAUUUUCUUUUCUUGGAAAGAGAAGAUCAGCAAGGCUUUUGAUCCCAUAUUUAUUCAUUUUCUUGACAUUUUUCCCCCUCUUGAAUUUUCCCCAUCCCCCCAAUUACCACAGGAUUUUGUUCAAUUGAUUUCAAUCCAAUUUUUCUCUCUUAUCUGGUUGUUGUUAUCAAUGGAGUCUUGAGCUAUGCUACACUGACCAUGGAUAACCUCAGCUUCUGAUUAAUUGUCACCCAGCAGAAGGGAAGAAGCUAUGUAUGUAUGUGUGUGUGUGUUUUGUACAAUUGUAGCUCUCUUAGUGCUUGAUGUUUCAAAAUUUCACAAUUUCAAGUUCUUUAUUAUCAAUACUUUGACCAUUGUUGAGGUUGAAGAUGGGAUGUUGUUUAUCAUGUACUGUUUUCUUAUAGGGAUGGUUUCCUUCCUCCUUUUCCUCCAUAUACAUAUACGACAUACACAGAGCCAACAUGGCAGUUAUUAAAAAUUAUAAACUAAGUAGGUGAUUAUAAACUAAGUGGGUGCUUGUCAAAUUAUGUAAUUUUAAAAAUUCAGGAGCUAAUAUAGCAAAUAGUAAUUCUUCUAAGAAGUCUUCAUCUGCUACCCGUAAGAGGUCAAUUUUGUCUUUUCUUUUCUGUCUUUUCUUUUUGAGGUCAAUGGUGGGAAGAAGAUAACAUCUUCUGUUCUCACUUAACUGCCUGCCAAAAGGGCUCUUGAAACUUCAUAUAAGCUUAAUUUGGGAAAAUGAUCUUCCUAUCAGAUAAAUUUUACUUGUCAGUUUCAUUCUAGCUACAAUCCUUGAUUCUUGUGAUAAAGCUUUAAUGGCAGACAUAGUUCUAUCUCCGGUUCUGCAGGUGAUUUUUGACAGACUAGCUUCUCCAAUACUACAAAAGGCUGCUGAUGUUUGGGGUCUCAAGGAUAACUUCAAGAACCUGCAACAUGCCUUGUUAAUGGCACAAGCUGUUCUUGAAGAUGCAGAAGACCAACAAGGAACCAAUAAGGCUGUCAGAACCUGGUUGUCAAAGCUUAAGGAUGCAGCUUAUCAUGCUGAGGACCUGCUUGAUCAAAUCACAGCUCGUACAAAGAUGUCUAAAACAGUGGAAACAGACUGGAUUUUCAGCUACUUUAGAAAAACGGGGUUUGAAUAUGCAGAAAGAUUGAGAUUAAUGCUUCAAGAAUUAGAAAAUACUGCAGUGGAGGGUUCAAAAUUCCAUCUAAGACAGGGCAGUAUGCAAUCUAAAAGAAGGGAAACAGGCCCUUUUAUUAUCGAAUCAGAAAUCUAUGGAAGGAAGGAAGAUAAGGAGAAGAUAGUCAAACUUUUAUUGUCCAAUGAAGGAUGUGUGUCCUUUAUUCCGAUUGUUGGAAUAGGAGGACUAGGCAAGACAACUCUUGCUCAGUUAGCACAUAAUGAUGAGGAGGUAACAAGAUAUUUUGAUGUUAAGAUUUGGGUUUUUGUAUCUGAUGAUUUUGAUGUGCAAAGGAUAAUGAUGGCAAUAAUUGAGUCUGCAACUAUGGAUAAAUGUGAUAGUUUGGCAAUGAAUGUACUUCAGUCUAAGAUCUGGGCAUUAUUGCACAAGAAGAGGUACCUAAUCGUGCUGGAUGAUGUUUGGAUUGAAGAUCAUGAAGAGUGGGACAAACUAGAACCUCUCUUGAGGGCUGGCAUUGAUGGGAGUAAAAUCAUUGUCACUACCCGCAGUAAGAAAGUGGCAUUCCUAACGACCUUCCCAACUAUUCCAUACUAUUUGAAAGGUUUGGCUGAGGAAGAUUGCUGGAAAUUGUUCAAGAGUAGGGCUUUUCUACAAGGGGAGGAAGAUCAGUAUCCAAAACUCUUGGCCAUUGGAAAGGAGAUUAUCAAGAAAUGUGGUGGUGUACCAUUAGCAGCAAAAACUUUGGGAAGUUUGAUGCGCUUCAAGAGAGAGGAAAGGGAAUGGUUGUUUGUGCAACACAGUGAACUUUGGGAUUUGGAUGUAUAUCACACUGGAAUUUUACCUGCCUUAAGGUUGAGUUACUUUCAUUUGCCAUCAUACCUCAAAUGCUGCUUUACCUUCUGCUCAAUUUUCCCUAAAAGAUAUGAAAUCAAGAAAGAGAAGUUAAUCAGAAUGUGGAUGGCUGAAGGCUUAAUCCAAUCAGAUGGAGCUAGAAAACGACCAGAGGACAUUGGAGAGGACUACUUCCAAGAUUUAUUGUGGAUGUCCUUCUUUCAAGAUGCUGGGGAUACUGAUGGUAGCGGCAUAAGUGCAUACAAAAUGCUUGAUGUUAUUCAUGAUCUUGCAAAAUUUGUUGCUGGAAAAGAGUCCGUUAUAGUAGACCAAGGCCUUCCAUCAGAUAAUCUUGCACAAACUCGCCAUGCAUCUGUAAUUUUUGAUUUUAGGUCUCCCAAUAUUCCUGAAGCUUUAUUUGAUGCAAAUCAUUUGCGGACUCUCAUAUUUUUUCCAGGAGGUAACACCACAGACGGUUAUUUUAAGGUGUUCAAUAGUUUUCCUUUUUUGAGGGUUUUAGAUGUCAAUACCUCAGCCUUUCGGUAUUACCAAUUUGGUCGCUUGCUGUGUUUGAGAUAUCUUGAUCUGUCUUACACAUCUAUCAUCACCUUGGAUUUUAAGAUUGAAGAACUUCCAUUUUUGCAAACUCUUAUUCUAUAUAGUUGCUAUAAUCUUAAGGAAUUGCCUACCAUUGCAAAGAUGCUGAACUUAAGACAUCUCAAUGUAACCAGAUGUGAAUCACUGUGCACCAUGUCAAGUAUUUUUGCUGAAAUUUAUCGACGUCUUGGAUGCUCCUCCAGCAGCAGAACCAAAUGUGAAGCGCUCUCCUACUUGAGCUCUAUACCUGGACGGUCUAAUCAGCUUCAGACACUGCCAACAAUUAUGGUUGGUGGUUUUCUAGACCUCAUGUUUCUGGGACAGCUAAAUCUACAUGGUGAGCUAAUGAUCAGACAUUUGGAGAAUGUGCUUAAGUCAGAUGAUGCAAGAAAUGCCAAUUUGGUUAGGAAAGACAACCUUGAUUCAUUAGGGCUCUGCUGGGGAAAUAAUGAUAAUGUGUCAACCUUAAAUCCUUGGAUGGAAUGCAAAAAGACUAUGUUCCUUGGAAAAGACCGGCAUCCCUCAUAUAGACCAUCAGAAAGGCAUCAACUUAGUGCUGACGUUGCAGAAGAAGUUAUUGAAGGCCUCCAACCACACCAAAAUUUGAAGGUACUAGUUGUGAAAGGAUACCCAGGAACAAGAUUUCCAAAUUGGACACUGCCAAAUCUUACGGAGGUUCAUUUCACCAACUGUGAAAGAUGUAUAUGUCUUCCUGUCCUAGGGGCUCUGCCAUCACUUUCUAGACUCUCCCUGCACGGAAUGCCUUCCAUGAGGGGAAUUGGGAGAGAGUUCUAUGGUGAAGAAACCGAAAGGCCAUUUCCUUCUCUUCAAGAAUUUGAACUCAGCAAUUUCCCUAAUUUGCAAGAAUGGUUUGAUGAAAAUGGCAGAGCUGCCUUCUCUAUAUUGAGAAAAUUAAUUGUCAAGAAAUGCCCCAAGUUGACUUCAUUGCCCUUGAUUUUGUCUCUUCAGCAUUUAGAACUGCGGGAUUGCAGUGCUAUUCUAUUUAAUUACCUUCAAAGUUCAUCCUCCCUUAGAAUUCUUGCAAUUGAGAAAGUAGCAGAUUUGAUAUCUUUCCCAGGAGAGUUUCUUGCAAACAGCCCCCUUACUUCUCUGGAGAUUGUAUCUUGCCACAAAAUUUGUUUAUUGCCAUCAGAGUUGGGUAGCCUCAAGAGUCUUAAGUCACUAAAAAUUCGUUGGUGCGAAAAUCUUUCCUCGCUGCCACAAGGUUUGCAGAACCUCAAGGCUUUGGAGUUGUUGGAGAUUGCUGAUUGCCACAGUAUAGUUUCCAUGCCAGAUGACGGGAUUGGAGGUUUGAGUUCCCUUAGAAGCUUGUCCAUUGAGAACUGCAAUAAUCUGACUUAUUUAUCAAUGAGUCUGCAGAAUCUCACAUGUCUUGAGCACUUGACCGUCAUGUAUUGUCCAAGUCUUGUUUCUAUGCCGAAGGAUAUGCAUCACCUCUCUGCCCUUCGGAGUUUGACUAUCUUAAGCUGUCCUCAGAUUUUAUCUCUGCCUGAAGAAUUAAAAUAUGUAACAACACUGGAUUGCUUGGAAAUUGGGAGUUUUCCAGGGCUAAUGGAUUUGCCAACAUGGAUUGGAGACAUUUCUUCGCUCAGAUCUUUAAUAAUCUCUGACUGUCAAAAUCUAAAACAGUUGCCAGAAAGUCUGAAACUUCUCACUGCUCUGCAGCAUCUGUCUAUUCAAGCUUGUCCUAAGAUUGAAGAAAGGUGUAGGGAGGAAGUUGGUGAAGACUGGCGAAAAGUAGCCCAUGUUCCAUAUAAAUAUAUUGGAUCACCUGAUGUUGGGCAGUCCAGUGAAUCAGGCAGCUCCUCCGUUUGAAAUAGCCAUCUUGCUAUUCUUGAGUGACUAUAAUCUAUACAUUCAGUUCAUCUGAACGAUUUUCACCAAAGCAAUCCUGUAAGAGUGGCUCAACCCUCAAAACUUGACAUUUCAAGUCGAACAUGAAUAUUUCAGAGUGAACUAUUUUAUUCCGUGUGUAGUUAAGAAUAAAUGAAAGAAAAAAGAGAAGAGCAGCAGCAAAUAGGCUUCUGGAAACAGAGCAGCAAGGUUGGGAUAGCAGCAACAGUGAUCAGAUCCAAAAUCCACAAAUUUCCAUCCAGAUUCCUCCAUCUCUGUCUGUUCAUUCUUAUGAAAAAUCAAAGCUUUGGAAAAUAUAAUUUGCAGGCUCUAAUUCAUUAAGCUUUACAAAAAUUCCAGCAGGUGGAGGCUGCUGUGGAGCUCACCUAAGCCUCUUUCUCCAUCACUUGCUAGUCGAUUAGGUUACUUUUUUCUUGUUUUCCCUUUUCCAUUUGUGAUAUAUAUAUAUAUGCAGUUUGAUAUUGUAUGUUUUGUUUUGUAUUUGUGUAGAAGAUUUCAAUGAGAAGAGAACGAUUGAUGUUGGUUUGACUUCUAUGAGGGAUAAUUUUUAUUUAUUUAUUUGCUUUAAGACA
Messenger RNA from Hevea brasiliensis (rubber tree), 5273 nucleotides. RefSeq names its product putative disease resistance protein RGA1. The coding region runs from base 1072 to 4662 and encodes 1196 amino acids. Gene Ontology annotation, molecular function: ADP binding. The transcript is spliced from 2 exons. NCBI's taxonomy places the organism in Eukaryota, Viridiplantae, Streptophyta, Magnoliopsida, Malpighiales, Euphorbiaceae. Gene Ontology annotation, biological process: defense response to other organism. The record is from RefSeq and is a predicted model, not a curated record.